AUGGUCCUAGAUGAUUGCUUUAGCGCCAGCUAUAACUUCUGCAGCCAGAAGGCCUGGGGCAGCGUGGACACUCUGGCCCUGGUCCGGUGGCGACGGCAGAGGCCAGAGGAGCUGCAGAUUCCGGGGAACUGGAAAAUGGCCUGCAGGAGAUUGGAGGCAGCUGCACAGGAGCAGGGCUGCCUCCAGGUGAAGGCGAGCACCCUGGAAUCCUGGAGCCGGGGAGCACGAAGGACACACAGUGGCCAGGGGAGACCAAGUGUGGAUUCCUCGGCUCAGCCUUGCUCCAGAUGCACUGCGGGGGAAUCUGGACAUUUUAACCAUACAGAGAAUUGUUAG
Delphinapterus leucas (beluga whale) is the source of this 336-nucleotide messenger RNA. The record is from RefSeq and is a predicted model, not a curated record. Lineage: Eukaryota; Metazoa; Chordata; Mammalia; Artiodactyla; Monodontidae.